This is a messenger RNA of Paramecium tetraurelia, 1266 nucleotides long. RefSeq lists its product as uncharacterized. The record is from RefSeq and is a predicted model, not a curated record. The transcript has 2 exons. Lineage: Eukaryota; Ciliophora; Oligohymenophorea; Peniculida; Parameciidae.
AUGUUCAAGUAUAAAUCAUUUUGGAGGUUGUAUGCUCAAAGCGUAGUUUUAAGUAUCCCAUAGAUAGUUACUGGUUAUGUGUGCAUGCAAUAUUUGGACUUUCCUUUAUUGGACUAUGAGUGGUCUUACAUUGGAUUGGCCUGUAGUUGGUUGUUUUCUCCAUUGAUGGUCUAAGUUACUCGAUUCAAACUGAUGGGAAUAAAUACGUUGAUGUUGGCCGUGGGAUUUAUUGGAUUGUCUACUGAAGAUUACUCAUCGUAAUUAAUCUAUAAGAUCUUUACUUGCAUAAUUGGAAUUAUCGUAGGCUGUGAUUGGUUGUUAACGAUCAGAUUCAUCAGAGAAUAAGUGGGAUGGGAAGAAGAAAGAUCUGUGUAUCUUAACAAUAAUCCAUUAAUCUGUUUUUUUUUCGGGACUUUGUUAAGAGUAAGUUAUAUUAGGAAUUAGAAUUUGGAGGAUGAACAAAUAGUGAUCAGUAGUCUUGUAAUAUUGACUAAUUCAAUUAGAUUGCUCUCGUUCCUUACAAUUUAUGGCAAACAGACUUUGGAGUACUAUUACAGAAAGUUCAAGGAACUUCAAGGAAGAGUGAUAAUUAAGAAUUAAUUUUCAGGUAAUAUCAAAGAGAUUGAAUACUUUUACAUAUCUAACAACGAAACAUACAGUCAAUUGAAUAGAAGAACGAGUGCUUUAUUUAGUAAGCAAUAUCGUAAACGAUUUUUUGGAUGUUCAAUUUUGGCACUUUUAUCAUGGUUCCAAUUCAACAAUCAUAAUUAUUUCCCAUAACCUUAAGUAAUCUUUGAGCAUCCAUUACGCUACUUUAUUCCUGCCAUUCUUACUAUUGCUGUUCUAAGCCAAAUCUUAUAUAGAAAAUUUAUCGUAAGAAAUGUUAUGAUUUUUUUCAAUCUUAUGUUGUUAACACUUAGCAUCCUACAAGUAAUGAAAUCUAGAGUCAAACUAUUUAAAGAUGAAGAAAUAUUCAUUAGCUUUUCAAUGUUGCUCAGCUACAUCACUUACUUCAUCGGCCUUAAUCUACUCAUCACACAGCAACUGCCUUAUAAAGGUAUCACAUAUGCAUUAAAUUUAACCUUUGUGUCCUUGUGUGGAGCACAAUAAAUUAGUCAUUUAACCAUGGAACAGAUCAAAGCAAAUGAAAAUUGCUGGCUUAGAUACUUUCAAAUUAUGGCAAAUAUCCUCUGCUUCCCAGUCCUGCUGAAAUUGAAGAAUGUGAAGUAACUUAGAGAAUGCGAAAUCUAAUAAGUUUAUGAUUGA